AAAGAAGAAGGAAAGAGUAUCAUAAAAAAAAAAAAAAAAAAAAAAAAGGGGAGCGAACGAAAAGUCUCCGACCUUUAUUGAUUGAUUUCGAGUUUUCAAACUUGAACAUGAUUCCUCUUUCAUCAUCACCAUCUCUCUCUCUAUUCUUACCAAAGAUAACAACAAGAAGAUUUCUCAUCCUUUCCAUUUUGGAUAUCUCCCCAUAAUUGCUCCUUGUUUGUUUUGGAAUUUGGAUGAUCUCUAUCCCAAAACGGCUGGGUCUCUCUCUCUCUCUCUCUCUCUCUCGAUCUCAUUCUGUUUUCUGGCGUCGUCCAAAUUUUGAAAUCGAAGAAACACUCAAUUUGUUUUGUAUUGGGAGUCGCAGAUCAGCACCCAUUUUAGCCGGCAUUGUCAAUUCAAUGUCACUCACCACCAGUUGCAGAUUUCUCUGAAUUCCCAUGAUGCCAUUCAUUCCCCUCCUCCUUGAUCAAUCUCAAUCUCAAUCUCAUUCUCUAUUUUGUAUCUUAUCUGCAACAAUUGUAACACUUAUUGGUUCUCUGUUUGUUUGAUCAUACGGAAGGAAGGAAGGAAGGAGAGGAAGAUUGAAUCGGUGAAUAGGAGAGGAAGAAAUGAAGCUGGUGGUUCAAGUGAUGGGGGCUCGAGAUCUGCCGGCAAUGGAUCUAAACGGGCUGAGUGAUCCGUACGUGAAGGUGAAGAUGGGAAAGCAGAAGUUCAAGACCAAAGUGGUGAAGAAGACGUUAAACCCAUAUUGGGGUGAAGAGUUCACGUUUCGAGUCGACGACCUCAACGACGAGCUCCUCAUCUCUUGUUUGGAUGAAGAUAAGUACUUCAACGACGACUUCGUGGGCUGCGUCAAGUUCCCUGUUUCCCAAGUCUUCGAUUCCCCCAACAAGUGCCUCGACACUUGUUGGCACCCUCUCCAGCCCAAGAGCAAGAAGCCCAAGCACAAGGAUUGCGGCGAGAUUCUUCUUAAUAUCUCUCUCAGUACAAACAAUGCAUUCUCCGACUCCGCUUCCGAUGGUGAUCACAUCAGGAGGGAUUCCGACAUUGGAGGUGAAUCACCCUCAAGGUUAUCCGAAACGGCUUCCCCUCACAGAGGCAGGCUUGAUGAACUUCCAUUCUCCAAGGAAGAUAAAGAAAAGGAAAAGAGUACUCUUGCCCAGAAAUCCCUUGCUGGCCGACUUGUUCAGAUGUUCAAUAAAAAUCCUGACGCACCUCCAAUAUCUUCAAACCACUCUAGCAAAGCUGACUUGACUGAGCUUGUUGACAUUUCUGAGGCCACUUAUUCUGAGGAUCACUCCUCUUGUGUUCCUUUUGAAGAGCUAAUGAAAACAAUGCAGUUACGCGAUCAGGCUACUGAAACCCCCGAGAACCUACCCGGUGGAGUGCUUCUAGAUCAAAUGUAUGUUACUGAACCCAAACACCUCAACACUUUACUCUUUUCUCCGGAUUCUACUUUUCCAAAGGCGUUGGCAGAUCUGCAUGGAACUACAGAAUUGGAACAAGGACCCUGGAAAUUUGAAAACGACAGCUUAAAAAGAGUGGUUACAUAUGUUAAGGCAGCUAGCAAAUUAAUCAAGGCUUGCAAAGGAAGUGAGGACCAAACAUAUCUCAAAGCCGAUGGGAAAGUUUUUGCAGUUUUAUCAAGUGUGAGCACUCCUGAUGUUCCAUAUGGGAAAACUUUUAGGACGGAGUUGCUCUACUGCAUUACACCUGGGCCUGAGCUGCCAUCGGGAGAACAAUCUACACGCUUUGUAAUAUCCUGGCGCAUGAAUUUUCUGCAGAGCACCAUGAUGAAAGGAAUGAUAGAAAAUGGAGCUCGGCAAGGUUUAAAGGACAGUUAUGAGCAGUAUGCAACUUUAUUAUCGCAGAACGUUAAGCCAGCUGAUUCUAAAGACCUUGGAUCCAAUAAGGACCAGGUUUUGGCAUCAUUGCAGGCUGAAUCCCAGUCUGAUUGGAAGCUGGCAGUACAAUAUUUUGCUAAUUUCACUGUGGUCUCCACAUUUUUUAUUGGAUUGUAUAUGCUGGUACACAUCUACCUGGCUACACCCAGCACUAUUCAAGGGUUGGAGUUUGUUGGGCUUGACUUGCCAGAUUCAAUUGGUGAAUUCAUUGUUUGUGGUGUCCUGGUACUUCAAGGAGAACGUGUGCUGGGUUUGAUCUCACGCUUUAUGCAGGCCAGAGUGCAGAAAGGCAGUGACCAUGGAGUCAAAGCCCGAGGAGAUGGUUGGUUGCUAACUGUUGCCUUGAUUGAAGGAAGUAAUAUAGCAGCUGUUGAUUCAAGUGGGUUCUCUGAUCCAUACGUGGUGUUUUCUUGCAAUGGAAAAGCUAGAACUAGCUCAAUCAAGUUCCAGAAAUGCGACCCUAUGUGGAAUGAAAUAUUUGAGUUUGAUGCAAUGGAUGAGCCUCCUUCUGUGCUGGAUGUGGAAAUUUAUGAUUUUGAUGGUCCUUUUGAUGAAGCUACCUCUCUGGGCCAUGCUGAAAUCAAUUUUGUGAAAACCAAUAUAUCAGAUUUAGCUGAUAUGUGGAUUCCUCUUCAAGGAAAGUUAGCUCAGGCUUGUCAGUCAAAACUCCACUUGAGAAUUUUCUUAAACAAUACAAGAGGUGGCAAUGUUGUUAAUCACUUUUUAAAUAAGAUGGAGAAGGAGGUUGGAAAGAAGAUUACUGUACGUUCUCCUCAAACAAAUUCAGCAUUCCAAAAACUCUUUGGGCUUCCACCAGAGGAAUUUCUUAUCAACGACUUUACAUGUCACUUGAAACGAAAAAUGCCCCUGCAGGGCCGCCUAUUUCUUUCUGCGAGAAUAAUUGGGUUCCAUGCAAAUUUAUUUGGUCGCAAGACAAAGUUCUUUUUCCUCUGGGAGGAUAUAGAAGAUAUUCAUAUUGUUCCUCCAACUCUGUCAUCUAUGGGUAGUCCAACUAUAGUCAUGACUCUGCGGCAAGGUAGAGGUAUGGAUGCAAGGCAUGGGGCAAAGACACAGGAUGAGGAAGGCAGGCUGAAGUUCCACUUCCAGUCCUUCGUAUCCUUCAAUGUAGCGAACAGGACAAUUAUGGCCCUGUGGAAGGCUAGAUCUUUGAGUCCUGAGCAGAAGGUGCAAAUAAUAGAAGAAGAAUCAGAAGUCAAGAGCCUCCAAACUGAAGAGAGUGGGUCUUUCUUGGGCCUUGAUGAUGUCAGCAUGUCUGAGGUUUAUUCAUCCUUGCAUUCAGUUCCUACAAAUUUCUUCGCAGAGCUAUUCGGUGGAGGUGAAUUGGAUCGUAGAGUUAUGGAGAAAGCUGGUUGUCUUAACUAUUCUCACACCCCAUGGGAAUCAGAGAAGGGUGAUGUCUAUGUGAGGCAAAUAUAUUACAGAUAUGACAAACGUGUUUCCCAAUAUAGAGGAGAGGUGACUAGUACUCAGCAAAAAUCCCGCCUUUCUGAUAGAAAUGGUUGGCUUUUUCAAGAAGUCAUGACCCUCCAUGCAAUUCCACUUGGUGACUAUUUCAAUGUUCACAUCCGAUACCAAAUGGAGGACUCGUCCUCAACACCACCAGGGUGUCUGGUAAAAGUAUACUUUGGCAUUGAGUGGCUCAAAAGCACUAAGCAUCAGAAAAGAAUUACAAAAAAUGUUCUCAAGAAUCUGCAAGAUCGCCUAAAGGUCUCCUUUGCUGUAGUUGAGAAGGAGUUCACAUCAAGAUAGUGGGUUAUUUGGUGCAUUUCUGGGAUUGUAGGCAUUUGACAUGGAGAGGGCUGAUAUUCAUUUUAUAAAGCACCCUUUUCCUGAUAUUUCGUCUUUCUAUGGACAAGCCUGGCAGAAGUGGCUCGACUGCAUGACUUGUCAGGUUUGCUAUCAUCCAAAUCCGUUUAACAGCUUUGGCAAGCAGAGGUGCAGUAGCACUUAUAUGACAGGCUUGGUGUAAGGUCCAAGUGUAUAUCUAUAUGCUCUUCUGUGUACCAAUGGUGAAGUGAAAAGGCAGGCAUGAUUAUGGACUGUGCGAAACACUGUUUAGUGCCUUUCAGAAAGAAUCUGGACUAGUUUAGAGAGCCUAGUUGAUAGUUCCUUGUUGUGAAUAACUGAUGCAGAUGUGCAAUAACUUGGGUCAUCGGAUUGUGAAGGUUAAAGCCUUGAGCCUUAAAGUAGAUACAGAAGUGGCAGGUCUAGUUUUUGUGGUCUUGCCAUUGCAGGCCAAACAACAGUUCUACUUCACUGUCAGUGGUAAUCAUUCUUUUAGAAUAGCUCAAACUCGAAAGGUAGUACCAAUUGUAGUUUAAUGAGGUUGUUUGAAACUUGUAUAAGAAAGUUUUGCAAUGGCUUAGCUUCAGUUAA
Rosa chinensis is the source of this 4301-nucleotide messenger RNA. Its product is annotated as C2 and GRAM domain-containing protein At1g03370. Lineage: Eukaryota; Viridiplantae; Streptophyta; Magnoliopsida; Rosales; Rosaceae. The transcript has 9 exons. Bases 609 to 3674 code for a protein of 1021 amino acids. The record is from RefSeq and is a predicted model, not a curated record.